Molecule: messenger RNA, 219 nt
Organism: Rotaria sordida
Lineage: Eukaryota; Metazoa; Rotifera; Eurotatoria; Philodinida; Philodinidae
Source: the annotation of a GenBank genome assembly
AUGAAUAUUAUUCACCCACUAGUAUCAACUGAUGUUAUGGAUGAUUAUGAAACUAUUUCUACUCGAAUGAAUAAAUCAAAUCAAUGUGAUAUUCGAACUGGUAUUCGUUAUAAUAAUCGAACUAAACGUAAUGUAUCUUCUCGUUUUGUUCAAAAGAAAAAAUGUCCACCAUCAAAUGACAAGAAGAAGCAACACAAGCAUGAAAGUUUCCAUAAAUAG